Molecule: messenger RNA, 821 nt
Organism: Anarrhichthys ocellatus (wolf-eel)
Lineage: Eukaryota; Metazoa; Chordata; Actinopteri; Perciformes; Anarhichadidae
Gene: crabp2b
Product: cellular retinoic acid binding protein 2, b
Exons: 4
Coding region: 56-490 (144 amino acids)
Molecular function (GO): lipid binding
Source: RefSeq, a predicted model, not a curated record
GACACCGAGCGUGAGUCUGCAGUCAGAAUCUGCUUCUAAUCUGCAAAAAAAAAACAUGGAUAUGGAGAAGAAAAGCACAGACUUCUCAGGAAAAUGGAAAAUGAAGUCUUCGGAAAAUUUCGAGGAUCUUUUGAAAGCUCUGGGUGUGAAUGUGUUCCUGAGGAAGAUUGCAGUGAGAGCGGCCUCCAGCCCGGCAGUGGAAAUCACCCAGCAGGAUGAGAGUCUGUCCAUCAAGACAUCCACCAGCGUCCGCACCACCCAUGUCUCCUUCACCGUGGGCCAGUCCUUCAAUGAGACCACGGUGGAUGGACGUCCCUGCACGAGUUGUCCUAAGUGGGAAACAGACAGCAAGAUCAGCUGUGAACAGACUGUGCAGAAAGGCGACGGGCCCAGAACAGCGUGGACCCGAGAGCUGACCAACGAUGGAGUACUGAUACUGACAAUGACUGCAGGAGAUGUUGUCUGCACCAGAGUUUAUGAGCGGGAAUGAGGAAACAUUUUCAAUACUGUCAUGCAAUACCCUUGUUUUGUGCCUCAUGCAUGGUUUACAUUUACUCGCCUUGCUUGAACUUCCUCGUCCUCCUCCCAGCCAGUCAGAUGUUGGUCAGAUCUCAAACAGUGCAGAAGAAGGCUUCGGUUUACAUGAAUGUAUGUUGGCACAGUAGUUGCUUUUAGAAUACCAAAGAUGCCUGAACGUGCUCCUUUAUGUAUCAUAUAGAAAUGUCACACAUUCCUUUUCUAAAAGCCGUGUCUACAUUUUCUUUGCUUUCAUCUUUUUUCAACGUGUUAAUAAAUUGUUUUGUAUGAACUCCCUGUUUGAU